Messenger RNA from Prorocentrum cordatum, 3030 nucleotides. NCBI's taxonomy places the organism in Eukaryota, Dinophyceae, Prorocentrales, Prorocentraceae. The record is from the annotation of a GenBank genome assembly.
AUGGCUGACUUGAGGCAGUCCUUGCCCGCGACGAUGAAGCACUUUCUCAGGAGCUCGAUCGUGACAGGUCUGCUCCCGAAUUUGAAGAAGUGCGUGAUUGUCCUUGCCGUGGAGUUCGACAGAACCGAGCUAAAUAAAGAGUUCAAAAAGUGGGGGAUCAACAUAAAGUCCUUCCAGGUCGGCACCCACGGGAAAUAUCUUGGGGUAAUGAUCGGCCCGACUGGGCCUGCGGCUUCGUGGCAACUUGUUCUGGUCAAAUUUCUUUCCAGGAUCGGGCAUAUUAAGACGCUGAAGCUCGGUUUAGUUCAGAACAUCUACGCCUACAACUCGCUAGCCUUCUCGAUCUUGACGUACCUGAUGCAGGUACUACCGGUUAGGCCCGAGGUGAUCCGAGCCGAAACGAACGCUCUUCAAAGGCUGACCAUGGGUCCGAGGCACGCCAUCCCUACCCUGGUCCUCAAGAACUCCCUGGACUUUGGGUUCCCUGUCGAGCCCCGCAACCUCCAGGCCACGAACAAGGCCGCGAUGUUUCGGAUCGCCCUCCAGAGUUCAGCCUUCGCGAGAGUGAAGGAGCGUCUGCAUUUUCUUGAGCACGAAGAUGUCGAACGCUGGUCCGUGGCGUUCCUGCAGCUCCACGAGGGGACCGCCGCGGAGCUGUGGCACAGCGCGCGGGCCGCGCUCCGCACCGUCGCGGGCGUGCAGGACACGCAGCGGCUCGGGGUCCUGCCCCGGUUCUUCUUCACCAAGGCUGGCACGCUGCGCGGAACCGACACCGACGGCUUGAUACAGGACCACCUGGAGACCUCGAUGGAGCAGCUGCAGGAUCUGAAGCGCGCCGCGCGGGCGGGGCAGGCGACGUUUGGCCAGCUCCUCGAGUGGCUGCCGCGGGUGGCUCCCGGCCUGCUGGACGCGGACCUCGUGGUCUGCAGCGAGCCCUUCUGGCUCUGCCCCCCCCUGGCCGCCCUGCGGGCGGGCCCGAUGGCGGGCGUGCUGCACAUGGCGCUCCUAAACGAGUUCCCCUUCGAGGACGAGGCGAGCCUCGACGCGUUCUGGGUCAGCUUCUACGCCAUGGCGGAGCGCCACGACGUCGUCCUCUCGGUCGCCUGCCGCAUCACGGCCGAGCAGGUGCUGCACCAGACCGCCCUGCAGGUGCCCUACGUGCCCUUCCUGGGCCUGCACGUGCGGGCGCGCCACUCUCCCGGCCCGGCGCGCCGGGCCCUCCUGUUCCGGAACAACAGGCAGCACAUGAUCGCCUUCCGCGGCGCCCUGCGCCACUUCCUCGCGAAGGCGGACCCGCCCUGCCCGGUCGAGCUCGUGGACAUGAACGAUCGUCGUGAGGCGUUGCCCUACGAGGAGAUGGCCACCUUCCACAUGGCGCUCCUGCUGCCGCACGGGCCCAGCGCCCUGCGCCUGACGGACCUCUACGCAGCGGCCGUGCCGAUGCUCGUGCCCGCAGAGCCGCUCGUGCACAAGUUCGUGUGGGCCACGCGGACGUUCGGCGGCUACGACUCCGAGCCUCGCUGGCGUCAUCGGGCCCCGCAGUCGCUGCGAGCCGCGAGGGGCGAGCCUGCAGGUGGUUGGCAUCCAUAUUCGCCGCUCAAUUUCGUGCACUCGUGGGCGAUACACAGGCACAUCGACGACCGGCGCUACUGGUACCAGUAUACGGAGUGGGCGACGUUGCCGCAUUUGGUUACCUUCAGCUCUCUGCCAGACCUUCUGCUCGUUAUGGAGGGCAUGACCCUGGAGGAGGUCCGCAGAGUAUCCACCGCGAUGACGCGCCACCACUUGUCAAUGGUUGCCGAUGCGCUUGGCUGGUGGCGGGCGGCGCUCUGCCAGCUGACGCUCGGCAUGUAGGCGAAAGCUGGCGAUGAACUUGUGCCCGAGGCCGACUGCCCACUGGAGGAGACCGUGCCUGGAGCUGAAGCUGCCGACGGCGGCUUCUUCGCAGCCGGACCCUGGACCGCCACGCCAGGCCGUGCGCGCCCAGGUCGGGGGGCGAAUCGCUUCGAUUAUGGGCAGUCCUUCGGGAGCUCAUGCGCAGAUCCUGUAGGCGACGCUGCUGGGCCUCGUGCGCGGCCUCUCUCUUGCGUCCUCGCCUGCAUGGAGCUGCUAUGCUGUCCGGGCUCUGGUUGCUGGCCAGAACAGCUCGACGCUUGCGCCGUGGACUCGCAGCGAGCCCGCCGGGACGCCUGGCGGCCUCUUCUGUUAGGCGGGGCAUCCCGCGCGCGGCUGGCCAGCCAGGCCCACGCAGCCCGAAUCCAGCAGCGCGUCUCGCAGAGUCUCGCACGGGGCCCCUAUUCGAGCAGCUGGCCGGUCACCUGAAGGCCGGGGGUCCCUCGUCCGUAGCCGUUUUGGCUCAGGCCACUUUGGCUCAAGGUCCGUGGGCAUCUGUCGAGGUGGUCGAGGACCGUUUGAGCAGGGUGGGAGGCGGCCCGCCACCGGGCCCGACACCCUUGCCCCCUUUGGUGAGCUCCUGUUGGAGCCAUUAGCUACUGUACCAGGCUGGCCACAUCCUCGUUUCUCAGAGUGCCGCGAUGGGGGGGGGAAGCGCCGCUCUGAACGCCGUGGGCCGCAUGCCCGAUCGUCAUCGUAUGACUCACCGUGCACCACCCGACGGAGCGCCAGCCGCUCUGCCGCCUCGCGGAGGAGGGGCCGCGACCGAGACCGCUCGCCAGAGCCUGCGGACAUCGACCUCAUCGCGAACAGCAUCGUAGGCCUCAACCAGACCGUCUCGCAGAACACGCAGAAGAUGGAAGGCGUCCGAUCGGCAGCGCAAGGCAGCGUCAGGAGAUGCAGUGAGCUCGCCGACCACUUGACCCUCCUCCACCGUGACGCUGCGAAGAAGCAUGCCCAGAUGUCACAGGACCUUCGUGCUGCUGUUACGGAGCAAGACCGCAUAGUCGAAACUCUUCGUCCAGCAAUGUGCUCAGGAGGAUCGCCGAUGCAGACGGACGCCCCUCGCGUGCUUGAUUCCAACAGUGACGAGAUUGCCCGCCAGUUGAAGGACCUCGCAGGGCACUAGAAGAUUUC